Bombina bombina (fire-bellied toad) is the source of this 1233-nucleotide messenger RNA. RefSeq names its product heat shock cognate 71 kDa protein-like. The transcript has a single exon. Gene Ontology annotation, molecular function: ATP-dependent protein folding chaperone; heat shock protein binding; misfolded protein binding. The coding region runs from base 1 to 1233 and encodes 410 amino acids. NCBI's taxonomy places the organism in Eukaryota, Metazoa, Chordata, Amphibia, Anura, Bombinatoridae. Gene Ontology annotation, cellular component: cytoplasm; cytosol; plasma membrane. The record is from RefSeq and is a predicted model, not a curated record. Gene Ontology annotation, biological process: cellular response to unfolded protein; vesicle-mediated transport; protein refolding.
AUGGUAAAUCACUUUGUUGCCAAAUUCAAGAGAAAGCACAAGAAAGAUAUCAUUGACAAUAAGAGAGCUGUUCGCCGUCUCCGCACUGCCUGUGAGCGUGCAAAGCGCACCCUGUCCUCCAGCACUCAGGCCAGCAUUGAAAUAGAUUCUUUGUAUGAAGGAAUUGAUUUUUAUACCUCAAUCACCAGAGCUCGAUUUGAAGAACUCAAUGCUGAUCUCUUCAGAGGCACUUUAGAUCCUGUUGAAAAAUCACCUCGUGAUGCUAAACUUGACAAGUCUCAGAUUCAUGAUAUUGUGUUGGUUGGUGGGUCCACUUGUAUACCUAAAAUUCAGAAGCUUCUCCAGGAUUUCUUCAAUGGAAAGGAGCUAAACAAGAGCAUUAACCCUGAUGAGGCUGUGGCUUAUGGUGCAGCUGUCCAGGCUGCCAUCUUGUCUGGUGACAAGUUGGAGAAUGUGCAAGAUCUCCUUCUACUUGAUGUCACCCCUCUAUCGCUGGGUAUUGAGACUGCUGGUGGUGUGAUGACCACAUUAAUCAAACGUAAUACAACCAUUCCCACAAAACAGACACAGACCUUCACAACUUACUCAGAUAAUCAGCCUGGUGUCUUGAUUCAGGUAUAUGAGGGAGAGCGUGCCAUGACAAAGGAUAACAAUCUUUUGGGAAAAUUUGAGUUGACAGGCAUUCCUCCAGCUCCACGUGGUGUUCCUCAAAUUGAGGUGACAUUUGACAUUGAUGCCAAUGGUAUCCUGAAUGUGUCUGCUGUAGAUAAGAGCACUGGAAAGGAAAACAAGAUCACAAUCACAAAUGACAAAGGUCGUCUCAGCAAGGAAGACAUUGAGCGUAUGGUUCAAGAAGCUGAAAAGUGCAAAGCAGAAGAUGAGAAACAGAGGGACAAAGUUUCAUCCAAGAAUUCAUUGGAGUCCUACGCAUUCAACAUGAAAGCAACCGUUGAAGAUGAAAAACUACAAGGGAAAAUUAGUGAUGAAGACAAACAAAAAAUACUGGAUAAAUGCAAUGAGGUCAUCAGCUGGCUGGAUAAGAACCAGACUGCUGAGAAGGAUGAAUUUGAGCAUCAACAGAAGGAGCUGGAGAAGGUGUGCAACCCAAUAAUCACCAAGCUGUAUCAGGGUGCAGGUGGCAUGCCAGGAGGAAUGCCAGGUGGCUUCCCAGGUGCUGGUGGUGCUCCAUCAGGUGGUGCAUCAUCUGGCCCCACCAUUGAAGAAGUUGACUAA